Sphaeroforma arctica JP610 is the source of this 300-nucleotide messenger RNA. RefSeq lists its product as hypothetical. Gene Ontology annotation, cellular component: plasma membrane. Lineage: Eukaryota; Ichthyosporea; Ichthyophonida. Gene Ontology annotation, molecular function: acetate:proton symporter activity. The record is from RefSeq and is a predicted model, not a curated record. The coding region runs from base 1 to 300 and encodes 99 amino acids. The transcript has 2 exons. Gene Ontology annotation, biological process: acetate transmembrane transport; succinate transmembrane transport.
AUGGUGGAUAUACGCCCACCCGCACCAAUGCAACAUCCAGUGAUGUUGGUCCCUAAAGGACCGGCUAAUGCUUCACCCAUUGGUCUCAUGGCCUUCGGUAUGACUACUAUGAUGCUGAACUUCUACAAUGCUGGUAUCACAGAAUCAGGUAUUAUUGGACUCAUCGCGUGUUUCGGUAUCUUUCAUGGUGGACGCGCUCAGCUUCUGGCUGAUUUUUCUCCGGCAAGAUCGUCACCGGGACCGCUUUCACUACAUACGGCUCAUUCUGGAUGGGACUCGGUCUGUUUUACGGGCUCAUAG